Molecule: messenger RNA, 711 nt
Organism: Dendrobium catenatum
Lineage: Eukaryota; Viridiplantae; Streptophyta; Magnoliopsida; Asparagales; Orchidaceae
Product: L-ascorbate oxidase homolog
Exons: 3
Coding region: 1-711 (236 amino acids)
Molecular function (GO): copper ion binding; oxidoreductase activity
Source: RefSeq, a predicted model, not a curated record
AUGGCGACAUGCAUAAGUCCGAUAAUAGGAAUAAGUUCGGUGUUGGGUAGAAAUCCAACGACAGUCGGCGGACGGGCAGAACUCCAACAUCAGUUGGUGGUCAGGCAGAACUCUGCAUCGGUCCUUUGUCGGGAAGAACUCUGGCGUCGGUCGGAUGCCAGUUGGCGAUUGGACAGAACUCCAACACCAGUUGGUGAUAAGGCAGAACUCCAACGUCGGUUGGCUGCCGGAAGCUUAGGAGUAAGGCGGUGGCAGUGGAAGAUCUGUAAUAGAGCGGCUACCGGCGCGCCUGUGACCAUAGCUCCGAACGUGAUCACGGCGGAGUUCAGGACGUUUAUUGAGAUCAUACUAGAGAACCCGGAGCAGAGCGUGCAGUCCUACCAUCUUAAUGGCUAUUCUUUCUUCCCUACUGGAAUGGGGCCUGGAAUCUGGACUCCGGAGAGUAGAAAAACAUACAACUUACUUGAUGCGGUGAGCAGGCACACCAUCCAGGUGUAUCCAAGUUCGUGGACGGCGAUCAUGUUGACCUUCGACAAUGCUGGUAUGUGGAACCUGAGAUCGGAGAUUUGGGACCGCCGUUAUCUCGGGCAGCAGCUUUAUAUAAGCGUUCUCUCGCCGGAGAGGUCUCUCAGGGAUGAGUACAAUAUGCCUGAGAAUGCUCUCCGUUGUGGCGCCGUUACUAAUCUUCCCCUCCCACUGCCUUACUCUUAA